AUGAAAGACGUCGAUGAGGCGUUGGUUUUUAUUGCCAGAGAUCUGAUGCAUCCCGUUCUAACCAAAGGAACGCUGGGUGAUGUGGACAAAUACGCUCGUCGGAUUCUGGAGGCGGAACAGGCUGGUCGCGUUGUGCUGAAGGUCACUUAG
This is a messenger RNA of Exophiala xenobiotica, 150 nucleotides long. RefSeq lists its product as uncharacterized. The transcript is spliced from 2 exons. NCBI's taxonomy places the organism in Eukaryota, Fungi, Ascomycota, Eurotiomycetes, Chaetothyriales, Herpotrichiellaceae. The record is from RefSeq and is a predicted model, not a curated record. The coding region runs from base 1 to 150 and encodes 49 amino acids.